AAACACGGGAGAUCGAUCCAUCACAGAGAAGAUGUUUCAAAUGACCCACGCCAUAGACCCAACAGUCAAACUGUUCCAUAACGAAUACAAUGUUAUCAGCUCCGGAAUCAUCACUGAUGCAUACGUUCAGAUGGUCCAAGAUUAUUUGGCCAAAGGUCUGCCGCUGUCAGGUAUUGGAGUCCAGGGGCACUUUCCAGCUGGACCUCCAGAUAUUCUCAAAAUCCAGCAAAACUUGGACAAACUUGCGCUCACCGGGAUCCCAAUAUGGGUAACCGAACUGGAUAUAGAGGGGAAAGACGUAAACAAGAGGGCAGAUUACUAUGAGGAUGUAAUGACGUGUUUGUUCAGUCACCCAGGGGUCGAGGGGAUAGUGCUUUGGACAUGGUAUGAUGAUGGAAACGCAUGGAGAGCCAAUGUGAAUAUUGCACAGGGAGUAGGGGAUGAUUUUAAGCUCAAUGCAGCGGGACAGAGAGUUCAGCAACUGAUGACUAAAACUUGGAAAACCAACCGCGUUCUCAAGCCGUCUUCGAGAACGAGCACCUUGAGACUGAGAGUAUUCAAGGGCGACUACACCAUAACUUUGAAAUACAACGGAUCGCCCAUAAAUGAGAAGAAAAUAACCGUUGGAGACACCAUGCAAAUUGACAUGCACACAGGUUCCGCCCCUCCCACUAGUGCAUCUGUGACAACGACCAAACCGCAGCCAAUGUCGUCAGGACUGACCUGUGUUAAUAGGUGGUCAGGACAUUCGGACAUCGGUGAUGACAAACCUACCGACGUAUCGUGCAAUGCGGAUGAAAUCAUGACUGGGUGUUCUUCCAGGGCAACCGAUAAUUCAGCACUUAGAGACGGCGAAGUGUACGCCUGGAAUGCCGCCACGGGAAGACGGGUUUGCAGGGCACACAAUGGGUACGGUUCCAGGGCCGCUGUUCAGGCCAUCGCCCGGUGCUGCAAGACGAGCUCACAGCUUCAGUGUUCCUAUCACAGUUCACAAGCUUCAGAGAAAGGAGACGGGAAGCAAGUCUCAGUGGCCUGUCCCAGUGGCAAACUACCCACAGGUUGUACCACACACACCUACCACAGGGACUUUGACGGGUCUAACCCCAAAAUGGACACGCGCUCCUGUGUAGCGCAAAAUGGCGGUCCACACGGAGGUGUGUAUGCCCACGCUGCCUGCUGUGAGGCAAGCGGUCUCUCGUGUGUCACCAAAUAUUCUGGUCGCAGUGGAAACUUUGCCGGCAAUGUGACCUACGUGGCCUGUGAUACAGGAUACACCAUCACUGGGUGUAACGUCUUUAAUGAGUUUGGCGGAACUGCAGGAGCCUUUGCAGAUACCUGGGGAGGCAAUACCUACUGCCUUGCUAUAAACGGCAAGAAGCGCGACAUCCCAAACCAAGGAGUGAAGGCCGUGGCUACCUGCUGCAAACUGUGAGAAACAAACGACAAGAAAUCAAAUGCCCAUUGGAGGAUUCCAUGAAUUUAUGAAUUAAUUAACUUCUGAUCACAAAUAGCGCUGAUAAAUAAAUAAAUGAUAAUAGUAAUAAAUAAUUAUAAAUUUGAAAAAUUUCAAGUGGAAUUGAUGGGCAUCAUGUUUAUUUGUCACAACAGACAAGGUGAGCAUCAAACAGUUUAAAAUAUGCCCAACUGUUACAUUUAAUAGGAUUGAAAUUUGACUUAAAACUUUUGCCACAAUUUAACUACUUUCAGCAAUUAGGCUUUUGGGGUGCCUUAAAAGCACUCUUCUUUGGCAUUUAAAAAGCAACUUACCUAUAAAGUAUAUGGCAAAGAUUUCAUUAUUUGUGAAUAUGUAUUUUAAACUUUUGAAUAUUAAGUUCAGUGUAAAGCCUUC
Molecule: messenger RNA, 1849 nt
Organism: Lingula anatina
Lineage: Eukaryota; Metazoa; Brachiopoda; Lingulata; Lingulida; Lingulidae
Biological process (GO): carbohydrate metabolic process
Molecular function (GO): hydrolase activity, hydrolyzing O-glycosyl compounds
Source: RefSeq, a predicted model, not a curated record